Messenger RNA from Fragaria vesca subsp. vesca, 3172 nucleotides. Its product is annotated as BEL1-like homeodomain protein 8-like. Bases 298 to 2514 code for a protein of 738 amino acids. Gene Ontology annotation, molecular function: DNA-binding transcription factor activity, RNA polymerase II-specific; RNA polymerase II cis-regulatory region sequence-specific DNA binding. Gene Ontology annotation, biological process: regulation of transcription by RNA polymerase II. Lineage: Eukaryota; Viridiplantae; Streptophyta; Magnoliopsida; Rosales; Rosaceae. The record is from RefSeq and is a predicted model, not a curated record. The transcript is spliced from 7 exons.
CUCUAACCGGUCGGUCGGUUUCUGAAUUGAGAUCCGACAGGCAAACGUCCAAAACUUGUUUUCACAGGUUUUGUUGGGUUGCCGACAGUGAGGGCGUGCAGCUAAACCACUGCUUGCCUAAACAGAUGACCGAUCGAGUUAGAUUAUCACCGACUGCUUUCUUCUACGUGAGUGAAAGAUACUCUCUCAAGGUAAUUGAGUUGCAUGUUCUUCGUAAGUUAUCUCUGAGCCAUUUUUGAGUUGUGUAUAUCUAUAAGCAGAAGUGUAGCAAUCUUGGAGGUUAAUACUUUUCAGUUGAUGGAGAUGAGUGGCUUUAGGCCUAGUGAAUCCAACCAUGUAGCUCAGCAAAGCCGUCGUGACAAGUUGCGAGUUCAGCAUACUUCAAACCUAUCCCAUCCUCAGUCAGAUCUACCGAACAAUUCACCAGCCCAACAAAACCCAGAUAUUGUUCAAGUUCGAAAUGUCAGAAAUGCCAAUAAUCUGCUUUUUGAUCCGAGCCUCUUCUCCCCAGAACUUCUCAAUUUUUCGAUAAAUGCAAAUCAUGCAUUUGCAUCAUCAACUCAAGAUUUAGGUGACGAGAGUCCUCAAAAUUAUGGUAAUUGGAGAAGUCUAAACCCACACCAAAACUUAGAUAAUUGGGAUACCAAUUACCCAACCGGUACUACUUCAAACCACCAUAUGUAUGUCAGGGAAGUUAAUAACACAUCUCCAUCCACACCAUCACAUUUGAAGCCUAGUAUUUACCAUGGUUACCAGCAUUUUUCUUCUCCAUCUCCAAUUUACCAUAGUACACUCCAAGAUGUUGUUACACCAGCUUCUGCCGGAGGGAUCCAGCAGGAUCAGCUAGAAAUGGCUUCUUGGGCACAAGGCUAUGUAAAUCAAUCCCCUACAUUGGGAUUCGAUAACUCAAGUCCUUGGAUGGAUCGACCGAUAGGGAGUAAUCGCCAUAACUGGACUGGGGGCGAAGAAUUGAGAUGUGCUAUGAGUGAUUAUUCCAACCAACAAGGCCUGUCUCUAUCACUUUCUUCAAAUCCUCCUCCAUCACAAGGAUUGCAAGCAAGUUCAAGUAGGAAAUCGGGCGGUUACUUAUGUUCGAUGAUGAAGCCAUCAGUUAUAAGCAAAGCAUGUGGAACUACCAAGUCACUUCAAGAGUUAGUUGCGACUAGUACUGCUUCUACCAGUAGUGCUGCAUAUCAUAGAAGCACAGGUCCUCUUGGUCCUUUCACCGGAUAUGCGACGAUUUUGAAGAGUUCCAAGUUCUUGAAACCAGCACAACAGCUGUUGGAAGAGUUUUGUAGAGUAAAUGAUCAUUCAAAGGCAUUCAAAACACGCGAGGCAUCUGAGAGGAUAUCUAAGGAUCAGGCUAGUGCUUCUGCUUCUGCUUCUGCUUCUGCUUCCGUUUCAGUCUCUAAUGAUCAAGCUGCUAAUAUGACUCAAAAUUCAGUAGUUGCAAAUAAGGGGAGAAAUAAUUCUGCUGCAUCAUCCUCUGCAUUUUACGGUUCGAAUGAAAUUAGCAGUGAUGGUGGAGCUGCUGCAAGCACAUCUUCUGGGUCGUUUCAGCCGGAGUACCAACAGAAAAAGGCAAAGCUCCUAUACAUGCAGGAGGAGGUAUGCAGAAAGUACAAGCAAUAUCAUCAGCAAAUGGAAAUGGUGGUCGCCUCCUUUGAGUCAGUUUCAGGUCUCAGCUCUGCAACUCCUUACAUAUCAUUGGCUCUCAACACAGUCUCAAGACAAUUCAAAUGUCUUACUGGCUCCAUCAAAGACCAGCUCAAGCACAUAAGAAAAGCUUUGGGGGAGGAUUUCUCAUCAGCCAAGGUUGCCAGUACUACUGGCUACAAUAGUAAAAGUGAUAAGACCGUGGGCAAGCAAAAGUAUAUGGGUCUCGGCUUGCAAAAGCAUAAAGCGGCGGGUGGGCUAGAUGCCGGCUUCUCUGAACACCAACAACACGUCUGGAGGCCCCAGAGAGGCCUACCGGAUCGUUCAGUGGCCAUCCUUAGAGCAUGGCUCUUUGAUCAUUUUCUUCAUCCGUAUCCAACGGACACAGAUAAGCACAUGUUAGCCUCUCAAACAGGUUUGUCUAGAAACCAGGUUUCAAACUGGUUCAUAAAUGCUCGAGUGCGUGUUUGGAAGCCCAUGGUUGAAGAAAUACACAUGCUUGAGACUCGAGGGUCCAUGGAAGCUUGCCAAGAUCCUGGGAAAGAUGGUAUAGGUUCCUUGAGAGAUGCACCGAAUGUAGAAGUACAACAAAGUCAGGAGAUCAAGAGGUCCAGAAUAGAAUGUCAAGUUCCAUCGAGCAUGGAUAGUGCAUUGAUGGGUUUUGUGCCAUACAAUCGAAGUGGGCUUGAGGUUGGGGGACUUGCAGCUGUGUCAUUGACAUUGGGGCUCAGGCAUGGUGUGGAAAGCGUCCACCAGCAGCAGCAGCAACAACAACAACAACAACAAUUGCAUGAACAGGAUGAAUAUCAGCUUAGGCGGCAAUCUGGAGGUUACAUGAUUCAUGAUUUUGUGGGGUAAUCCACUUGUACUGAGGCAACAUUGUCCACUGAAGUAGGGCAGAAAAUAAGAGGGAGAAGGCAGCUCUCCAAUUAUCCCGGGCUCCGGUUUUGGUACACACUUUGAAGCAAUGUAGUGGUGUAUCAUCUAAGAUCAGUUCAGGUCAUUCUAACAGAUGAGCUUGAUUGGAUGAUAAUGAGCUUUAAAAGGAGCUUGGAUGAUACGUAGGGAGCUAGGGCAUUUUCUAAGAUCAAAAUAUUUAUCUGAGAGUUAACAACUUUAGUGGGGUACUAUGUGGAAGGACACUAGUCAAAUUAUUGUUCCUCGCACAGGAUUGGGAUAGAGAUUUCAGGGACAGGCGAUUCACUCCGGGUUGUCCUAGACUUUAGGACACACCAUUCCUCUAAAUGCCUCCAAGGUUGCAAUGGUAAGAAUAACAUAAACUAGUAAUGAGAGACGGCCAAACUAUUAGAGUAAAUCAAAGCCACUAAACACAAAACAAACUAGAAAACCUAAAAUGCUGAAAACUGAUAAAUUGUCGGGAGGAAGCACAGAUUUGACUCGUAACGUCGUUUCGUUCCCGGUCUCGGAGAUAUAAUAAUGAGCUUUCGUGUCUAAACCUGUAACAAACAGGGUUUAUUCUUUUUCACGAUUAAUUUGCUCUUCAACCUUCUAUGCA